AAUAUAGAACUUUUUUACUUAAUUAUUUUGUAAAUCAGAAAGCAACACAUCAUUUCUUGUAUUGUUGUCUUUGAUGCAACAAAAACUAUUUUUGUCUUCAACUCUAAGCAGAUAUCAAUAAUGUAGAAAAAGACUAUAUAGUUCUUGAAAUGAACAUAUAUUUAGGCAGUAGCUAUUUCACUGUUUUCAUCUCAUACUAACUUUUUUUUUAAUAAUGGAUCAGCUAUCACGCACUUAUAUCACAUCCCACCAGCAACAACUAACAUUGUGGUCGCUUUGAUUUGAACCUGACACCUCAUAUUCUCAACCCACGUCAUUGACCGGUAGGUCACGUCGUUGGGUGCCUCAUAUAGUAUUUUUAUUUGUUUUUUUAUUGUAUUUUACAUAUUGGGGUGAUCAGUUGUUUGAAAUUGGGAAUGAGGGGUUUAUAUGAAUUGCCUUAGAUCCAGGGUACUGAAGUGUUAAUGAGAAAAAGGUACCUGCUUGGUUGCUUUUUCAGUUAUUUCUUGUGAUUCUUGAAACUUAGCUUUGCUUUCUACAGGUUAAUUCACAUGACCCUUUUCUUGUUGCCACUUUUUCUUGUGUAAAGUUUGGAUUUUUGUCUCAUUUACCUAUUUGGGGUUUUAGUAAUUGAGUGGAUGUAAGGAUCUUUUGUGGCUAUUGUUGCUCUUGGGUAGAUAAGGAAGAGGCCAAAGAAGAAAAGUUGAAAUCUUUGAAGAAAAAGUUGAAAACUUUUGAAGGAAAAAGAAAAGGUUCUUGCUGUUGUGGCUAUGGUUAUGUUAUAGCUAUAGUUGCUGGUAAGUAUACAGGGAAGAGGGCAAAGAAGGAAAAAGUUGAAAUUUUUUGAAGGAAAAAAGGGUUCUUGCUGUUGUGGCUAGUGUUAUGUUCUAGCUAUAGUUGCUGGUGGGUAGAUAAGGAAGAAGGCAAAGAAGAAAAAAGUUGAGAGUUUUGAAGGAAAGGGUUCUUGUUGUUUCUUUUUGUUAAACAGAUCUGAUUAGCAAUUUUUUUUAAGUAUAUUGAUUAAUGGGGCGUGGCGAAAUGUAAAAGAAUGUGCUUUUACUAGUUGAUUCUUCCCUAGGCAUGGAAAAUGGUCUGUUGAAGUUCAUGAUAAGACUAUUACUGAUUCUAAAGAGAGGUAUUGAAUUAGCUUAACAAUGAAAGGCACUGUAGUUUUAGAGUGGUUGAUGGUUAGCUUUUACUGCGUUCAGUAUGGUCGUUUUGAUGGAGGAGAUGUAUACAGUUGCAGUUCCAUUUAUAUUUGGUAGUUUGAUCUGUCACAAACCAAGCAUAGGAAGUCGUAUGGAUGUAACUAGGAUAAAGUCGAUGGAUGAUGCCACGAGCUUGUUUUCUGAUUCUGCGGGUAGAACAUUGGCAGAAUCUGUUUCUGGUGGCAAUGAUGAUUGCAGCUCUGUUGAUUCAGAGAGCGACCUUAGUAUUGCAGUAUCAUCUGUGCCUGAAGAGAGUAGAAGUGAAGGGACUAUGUCGCUUGAUGUGAUAUCUGAAAAUGAAAGCAACUGGAUUGCUGGUGAUGCUGUUGUCAGGGAAAGCGAGGAUGAUGAUGAUUCAUCCUCACUAGAGGGUGAUCAGAUUCCUGAUAGUUCAUGUUCGCUGUCAGUGGUGAGCGAUUGUAGUAGUUUAUGCGCUGAUGAUUUUAUAGGCUUUGAGAUAGUUUCUGACGUAGAAAGUCAGGAUUUAGUUGAUUCUCGGAAAAUCAUCAGUCCAGUUGAGCUUAUUGCUAAGACGGGGGUUUUGGUUGAGUCAGAUGUUGAGGAUACUGUGACUAGACCCGUGGCAGUUCCGGACAGACUUGAGGAGCAGCAGUUCACUGAUGGGCAUAGCUCAAAUCCAUCUGCAGUUGUACUUCAGCUACCCCUAGAUAAUGGUGUGAGUGCAACAGUCAGCCGCAGUGUUUUUGACGUGGACUACAUACCCCUGUGGGGAUAUACAUCUAUCUGCGGAAGGAGACCAGAAAUGGAAGAUGCGUUCGCAACUGUUCCUAGAUUCAUGAAAAUUCCUCUUCAGAUGUUAAUUGGUGAUCGCGUGCUUGAUGGACUGUCUAGACGCUUGAGUCAUUUGACGACUCAUUUCUUUGGAGUUUAUGAUGGCCAUGGUGGUUCUCAGGUGGCAAAUUACUGUCGAGACCGGAUUCAUGCUGUAUUGCCUGAGGAGUUGGAAUCUUUUAUGAUGAAUCUCAAUGACGAAAGUAUAAGGCAGAAUUGCCAGGAGCUUUGGAAUAGAGCAUUUACGAAUUGUUUUCUUAAAGUUGAUGCUGAGAUUGGAGGGGACGCUAGUCAUGAGCCUGUUGCCCCAGAAACUGUCGGCUCCACAGCUGUUGUUGCCAUUGUUUGUUCAUCUCACAUUAUAGUGGCAAACUGUGGUGAUUCAAGGGCUGUUCUGUGUCGUGGGAAGGAACCCAUGCCAUUGUCAGUGGAUCACAAACCAAACCGAGAAGAUGAAUAUAAAAGGAUUGAAGCAGCUGGAGGUAAGGUGAUUCAGUGGAAUGGCCAUCGUGUUUUCGGCGUUCUUGCAAUGUCCAGGUCUAUCGGAGACAAAUAUUUGAAGCCUUGGAUAAUUCCUGAUCCAGAAGUAACGUUCAUACCUCGAACCAAAGAUGAUGAAUGCCUUAUUCUUGCGAGUGACGGUUUAUGGGAUGUCAUGACAAAUGAAGAAGUUUGUGAAAUGGCUCGUAAACGCAUAUAUAUGUGGCAUAAGAAGUACGGUGCAACGCUCCCCGUGGAAAGGGGUGAAGAUAUUGAUCCAGCAGCACAGGCAGCAGCCGAAUGCUUGUCGAAUCGAGCUCUUCAGAAGGGCAGCAAGGACAACAUAACAGUGAUUGUGGUGGACUUGAAAGCUCAAAGAAAGUUCAAAAGCAAAACAUCAACAUAGCUGGCCUCAUAAUCUGCUGUUUAAUACAUAUAUUUGCAUGUAUAAACCAAAUAUGUGGCUCUAAAUGUAGUCAAGCCCUUGCAUUUUUUUACCUGGAGAAAUCUGGGAUAGUGGCUUUUAUUGGAGUAGGUUUCUGUAUGUUAAGUUGUUCAGACUCCCCCAAAAUGUUGCCGCACCCGUCGGAUCUUUCACAAAUACGCUAUUUUUGGAGGAUCCGGCAUGCACCCGUUGACAUUUUUGAAGAGUUCGAGCAACAUAAGUCUGUAUGUAUUUUAGCAUAUGCUCCAUUCUGUAUGUAAUUUUAUUCAGUUAGCUAUUUGAAGUAGCAACAACUACAUUAUAAUCAAAUGUAAUAUGGUCAUUAUGCCUCAAUACUUAAAAGGCUUUAUGAGGUAUUUUAACCUACUGUUUGACAUUGUAGAUCCAUAAUAAGCAAUUCAGAGUAGUGUUCUCUUUCAAA
This is a messenger RNA of Capsicum annuum, 3346 nucleotides long. Its product is annotated as protein phosphatase 2C 53. The record is from RefSeq and is a predicted model, not a curated record. Lineage: Eukaryota; Viridiplantae; Streptophyta; Magnoliopsida; Solanales; Solanaceae. Gene Ontology annotation, molecular function: protein serine/threonine phosphatase activity; cation binding. Bases 1210 to 2886 code for a protein of 558 amino acids. The transcript has 4 exons. Gene Ontology annotation, biological process: protein dephosphorylation.